AUGCAAAGAUGUUUUGCGCCUUCUGGUUUUGGCAAUAUUGUGACUCGUCAAAUACACCAUUUUGCAGAUGGCUCUGCAGUUGCCUAUGGAACUGUAUCGUAUUUGCGACUAAUCAAUGAAGAUGGGAAGAUUCAUGUUGCGUUUCUUUUAGGAAAAGCUCGACUUGCACCCAUCAAAACUGUUUCAAUACCACGGCUGGAGUUGACUGCUGCCGCUCUUGCAGUCAAAUUAGAUUUAUUCCUGAGACGUGAAUUAGACUUCGAAGAAAUAGAGUCGAUGUUUUGGACAGACUCAACUUCCGUGCUUUUGAGUAUUAAUACAUCACGAAGAUUUCCAACAUUUGUGGCAAAUCGACUUGCAAAGAUUGAAGAGGGAUCGAAUGCUUUGCAGUGGAGAUAUGUACCUACAGAUUUGAAUCCGGCAGACGAUGCAUCCAGAGGGUUGUCGGUACAAUCGUUGAUGGAUGAACGAUGGCUGAAGGGACCAUCAUUUCUCCAAGAGCAAGAGGAACAUUGGCCUAAACCGCCAGUACAGUUACCUGAGCUUCCUGAUGAAUUUGUAAGAUGCAAGCCACGAGUUGUUGCGAAUUAUGUUUCUGAGUUUGCUUUGAAGCCAAUGGAUAAAUUCAUUUCAUAUUUCUCAACAUGGUAUAAAUUGAAAAAGGCAAGUGCAUGGAUGAUUCGAUUCAAAGAAUACCUUCAUAAGAAGAAGAAGAAUUAUAAGUGCAAUGAGAAACUUGAAGUUGAAGAAUUGCGAGUUGCUGGAGACGACAUUUUGAAAUACAUACAGAGACAAGAAUUUGGCGAAGUUAUUGAUGCCUUGCUGAACGACAAUCAUAGAAGUACAUCUGGGAAACAAGUACUGAAGAGAUUGAAGAUUGCAAAUAUUCUGCAUAAACUCAAUCCGAUUGUGAAAGAUGGCUUCAUCAGAGUUGGUGGGAGAUUGAGAAAUGCACCGGUUGAUUUCGAUGUUAAACAUCCGAUUAUACUUCCACAUAAACAUCAUGUAACUGAGAAGAUUAUAAGAGAACAUCAUGUAUCUACACAUCAUUCUGGUAUGGGGAGUACAUGGACUUCUCUAAGACAACGAUUUUGGAUCGUUAAAGGAGGCGCUAUGGUGAAAUAUGUUAUCAGAAAAUGCAUGUUUCGUCGAAGAAGAAGUUCACCUGUGAGUAAACAGAUUAUGGCAGAUCUUCCGAAAGAAAGAGUCACACCAGGUGAAAAACCAUUUACCUAUGUUGGAGUGGAUUACUUCGGACACUUUCUUGUAAAGCAAGGACGAAGUACUGUCAAGAGUUGGGGCUGUAUAUUUACAUGCAUGACAACUCGUGCCGUACACUUGGAAGUUGCAUACUCGAUGGAUGCAGAUUCAUUCAUAAAUGCGUUGAGAAGAUUUAUUUCACGUAGAAGUAGACCACUCAAGUUCAUCUGUGACAACGGUAGUAACUUCGUUGCAGCAAAUAAAAUCCUACGUAAAGGGAUAGAAGUUUGGAAUUCAAGCAAAGUUGGACAAUUUUUGCGUCAGGAGAAUAUUAAAUUUCAUUUCAAUCCACCUACUGCUUCUAAUUUUGGAGAAUGUUACGAAAGAUUAAUUCGGUCAGUUCGAAAGAUUUUGGUUGCUCUCUUACACGAUCAGUUGGUGUCAGAUGAAGCUUUGGCUACUAUUUUUUGUGAAGUGGAAUCACAGUUGAAUUCCAGACCCAUCACUCCAAUAAGUUUCGAUCCGAAAGAUGAUGAGCCACUCACUCCAAAUCACUUGCUGUUACUGAAUCCUACAAGUAAUUUACCUCCUGGCAUAUUCGACAAAAAGGACUGUUACACUCGACGAAGAUGGCGACAAAUUCAGUAUUUAGCUGAAUCAGUUUUGGAUCAGAUGGACCAAAGAAUACUUACCCACACUUCAGACACGACAGAAAUGGACCUCUAA
Messenger RNA from Styela clava, 1926 nucleotides. The record is from RefSeq and is a predicted model, not a curated record. Lineage: Eukaryota; Metazoa; Chordata; Ascidiacea; Stolidobranchia; Styelidae.